ACUCAAACCCGUGUAUCCGAAAAUAUGGCUAUGCCCACCCUAGCAUAGCCCGUAGCACCCGUAUCCGCACGGGCGCAACUUACCAAAAUUUACAUCACAUCCUCAACAAAGACGAUUUUUCUUUCCUCACCCAUGAGAUGAUGAGCCUUAAACCAGAAACUAUUAAAUUCAACGGGUCAAUAAAUAGCUUAUUCUCCCGCCAUCUAUGAGCCAUUACGGAGAUUUCUUGAAACACCAUAAGCGUCUACUCCUGCUUCUGAAAUAUUGUUCAAACACUCCUUCCCUUCGCAACACCAAACCUCUUCAUGCACUCGUCAUCACUUUGGGCCCAAAAUCUACCCAACCCACCUUCCUUUUCAACAAUGUCAUCUCUAUCUACGCAUCAGUCGGCGAACUAUCAUCAGCGCGUAAGGUGUUCGAUAAAAUGCCGGAAAGAAACGUGGUGUCAUUUAAUACUAUAAUUAGUAGUUACAGUAGAAGUGGAUAUGUAGAGGAAGCUUGGAGAAUAUUUAAUUAUAUGAGAAAUUGUGGAUUUUGGUCGACCCAGUUCACGUUGGGUGGGUUACUGUCAUGUGAUUUGAUUGAUUUUUGCAAGGGAGUUCAGUUGCAUGCUUUGAUUGUGAAGAAUGGUUUGUUUACAGCUGAUGUAUUUGUAGGGACUGCUUUGUUAGGAUUAUAUGGAAAGCAUGGGAUCUUGGAUGAGGUGGUUUGUGCAUUUGAGGAUAUGCCUAAGAAGAGUUUAGUGACGUGGAAUUCGAUAAUAUCUUUUUUUGGGCGAUAUGGAUUUGUUGAAGAUUGUAUAUUUUUCUUUUGUGAUCUUGUCAGGGAAAAGAUUUCUUUGUCCGAAGGUUCUUUUGUGGCUGUUUUAUCAGGUUUUAUAAGUGAACAAUAUUUGGAAUCAGGAGAACAGAUACAUGGUUUGGUGAUUAAAUACGGACUUGAUAAUGAAGUUUCUGUUGUGAAUUCUGUUAUUAACAUGUAUGUGAAAUGUAUGUGCAUCUGCUCAGCAGAGAAAAUGUUCAAGGAGGUGAAAGUUGGGGAUGUUGUAUCUUGGAAUACAAUUAUUGGUGCAUUGGUAAAGAACGAAAAACCUGAAAAAGCAUUGGAAUUUUUCUUAAGGAUGUCUGAGGAUCAAGAGUGCCCUAAUGAUACCUCAUUUGUAUAUGUUAUCAAUUCUUGUGCUGCUUUGCAGAUCCCAGGGUAUGGAAAAUCUAUCCAUGCUAAAAUAAUAAAAAAUGGAUUAGAAUGUCAUGUUUUUGUGGGCAGUGCAUUAGUUGACUUCUAUGUGAAAUGUGAUAAUUUGGAAGAUGCUCAUCUAUCUUUUGAUGAAAUAUUUGAUAAGAAUGUGGUUUCUUGGAAUUCGUUGAUAUUGGGUUAUGCAAAUAAAUAUUCUUCUACUUCUAUGCUUCUACUGAUAGACAUGCUUCAACUAGGUUACCAACCGAAUAAAUUUACAUUUUCUCAUUUACUUAAAUCAUCAAUUGCCUUAGAGCUUUCUCAGCUUCAUUGUUUGAUUAUAAGAAUGGGAUACCAGAACAAUGAGUAUGUAUUGAGCUCCCUCAUGAAUUCAUAUGCCAAAAAUGGUCUCAAAUCAGAUGCUAUAGCUCUUGCCACAUUUUUCAACUCACCAAUUGCUGUCGUCCCCUCUAACAUCAUUGCUAGAAUUUAUAACAGGUCUGGUCAGUAUCAUGAAGCACUGAAAUUGCUUUCUCUGCUUGAAGAACCUGACAUAGUAUCUUGGAACACUGCGAUUGAAGCUUGUGCUCAUAAUGGUAAUUAUGCAGAAGUUUUUGAACUUUUUAAAUGCAUGCAAAUGGCUGAAAUCCAUCCAGACAAUUGUACGUUUGUUAGCCUCUUAAGUGCGUGCACCAAAGUAUGCAGCCUUGCUUUGGGCUGUUCACUUCAUGCUCUCAUCGUAAAGACUGAUACAAAGCAUUGUGACACAUUUUUGUUCAAUGUGUUAAUAGACAUGUAUGGAAAAUGUGGGAGCAUUGGAAGUUCAAUAAAAAUAUUUGAAACAGUGACAGAUAAAAACGUAAUCACAUGGACUACUCUGAUUUCAGCUCUUGGACUCAAUGGCCAUGCUUACCAGGCAUUACAAAAGUUCAGGGAGAUGGAAAUUUUGGGGUUUAAGCCUGACAGGGUUGCUUUCCUUGCAGUGCUUACAGCUUGCAGACAUGGUGGCUUAGUCGAAGAAGGGAUGGAGUUGUUUGACCUAAUGAAAAGUAAUUAUGGGGUUGAGCCAGAAAUGGAUCAUUAUCAUUGUUUGGUGGACUUACUGGCCAAUCAAGGAUAUCUGAAGGAAGCUGAGAAAAUGAUAGCUACAAUGCCUUUUCCACCAAAUGCCCCUAUAUGGCGUAGUUUCCUCGGAGGCUGCAGGAGACAAAACGGUAGAAUAUGAGGCAGGGAUGAGCUCUAUGACAUAUUAGUCCUAUUAUGAUUACACAGAUUCCUCAUUUCUUCACAUUGAAGUCAUCUAGACUAUGGUUUAAUAGCUCACACAACAUGGAAUGGCUAGAUGAAUGUAUUAUUUUGAUUGGCAGAUAUCUUUCUUAGCACUUGUGGUCAAUGCGCCAAAGAGUGGGGAAUUUCUGAAACCUUGCUGUUCGUCAUCAGACAGAGCUGGCCCUUGUUCCUCUACCAACGAUAACACAUUACAUUACUCUAGCAGUAUCUGUGACUACAGGCAAGGCAAGGUAUUAUUGUAACUAACAGUUCCUUAAGGUGUUGCUUUGUUCUUCGCUUCAAAAUACGUCAAAAUGAUUCCCUCAUGAGAAGACAAAAUAAAGAAAAUAGGUAAAUUUUCCAUCUGCAUUUGAGAAAGAAAGAUUUCAUGUGCAUGAAGCUACUUUUCUUUUAUACUCUGAAAGUACCUUUAACAGACAGACAGGAGGGUAUUAAGAAACGAGCAAUGCAAUGUUUACACACAUUUGAGAAUAUAAUUGAAUAUAUCAUCAUGUGAU
This is a messenger RNA of Mangifera indica (mango), 2963 nucleotides long. RefSeq names its product pentatricopeptide repeat-containing protein At3g58590. The coding region runs from base 206 to 2401 and encodes 731 amino acids. Gene Ontology annotation, biological process: RNA modification. NCBI's taxonomy places the organism in Eukaryota, Viridiplantae, Streptophyta, Magnoliopsida, Sapindales, Anacardiaceae. Gene Ontology annotation, cellular component: intracellular membrane-bounded organelle. The record is from RefSeq and is a predicted model, not a curated record. Gene Ontology annotation, molecular function: protein binding; RNA binding. The transcript is spliced from 2 exons.